This is a messenger RNA of Leptomonas pyrrhocoris, 1133 nucleotides long. RefSeq lists its product as hypothetical. The transcript has a single exon. Lineage: Eukaryota; Euglenozoa; Kinetoplastea; Trypanosomatida; Trypanosomatidae. Bases 171 to 1133 code for a protein of 320 amino acids. The record is from RefSeq and is a predicted model, not a curated record.
GUAGUUGGUGCGUGCUCUGAAUUAAAUUAAAAGGUGCUGACUGAGCACUUUCGUCGUCGAUCUCUUCACACGUGCCUUCCGCCACGGUCGUCCAUCGUAGUUAAAUAUAUAUGCAAGCGCCUUCACUCUAGAUCUUCAUCAACCACCGCACGUCAAACACACGCGAGCGGAUGAAUCGUGAGCAAAUUGCCCGUCGCGUGGACCUCAUCGGCCCCUCCACCGGCGCCAUCGUCAGCGUUGCGACGUGGUGUGCGCUGCACGGCGCAGAGGCAGACUCCAUCGUGGCCUACGUGGCGGAAAAGAUGAAGCACAAGGAGACUACCGACGCCCAGCGUGCGUCGUUAAUUUAUCUCAUUCACGAACUGCUUCUCACCUGCGCCACCCGCGGCGUCUCAGACAGCGCGAAGCGCUCCAUUCUCAUCGCCGUCAGCCGCACGCUGCCGCGAGCCGUGCAGGACACCCUGCGCCAAAAGACGUGCGAUCACACCUCUUUUGUGGCGGCGUUGCAGAAGGCAACGGACUGGUGGGCGAUGCUGAAUUUGUUUCCCAUAGCGUGGCUCGCACAGCUGAAACGGACGUCGCAGGAGGCGCAGGAGGCCGCCGGCCACAGCACCACCGUUCCCUCCGCGUUGUUGCAGGUCGCCGCCUUGAUGCAGCGCUACCAACACGCGAAGGAGGUGUGGCUGCACAACAAACACAUCAAUGCAGCAGAGGGCACCUCCGCAACCACCAACAGCAGCGGCGGCGUCAGCGGGCAGGACGUGGACAACUACGGCAGCAUUAACGGCAGCAGCAGCGGUGUUGGUGGUGGUGGCGCUGGUGCCAGCAGCGCCAUCGUCGACGAGGCCGCGCAUCGCUGUUUGAUGGCGUUGCGGAAAGCAGUGGAAAGUCGUUUUGAGCGCAACGCGGCGCUGCUGGCGUGGUGCGAGGCGGAGCGGGCCGAGCUGGAAGGACGCGCCGUCGCCACCGCUGGCAGUGUAGCGGGGACUGUGAAGACGGAGCAAGGUACCACGGCAGCAGCGCACGCGGCGCCGCACAGUGGGGCCAACACGGCGGUGUCCGUCAAGGAGGAAGUUGGCGUGGCGGGUGGCGGCAACGACGAGGACGACGUGUUGGGUUCUUUUUUUUCGUAG